Molecule: messenger RNA, 3639 nt
Organism: Vitrella brassicaformis
Lineage: Eukaryota; Vitrellaceae
Source: the annotation of a GenBank genome assembly
CAGUUUCUUCGUGGGCUCACCUUCAAAAAGGUGGAGCCGUUUGUCUACGGUAUCUGCGAGCUUUUGAAAUCCCCCUGGCAAAAAACCUGCUUCUUUCGCUUCGAUGAUGGCCUUUAAAGUGCUUGUGGUUGUGUGUGUGAUGUGCUUCAGGUGGAAUGUGUGAAGAUCUGCGUGAUUUUCAAGUUCUCGGGAUGGAGUCCUUCGCUGAGGACCCAGCUGAGAAGACCGGUGAACUCCUGCCCUUUGACGCACCGCAGUCGACGCACUGCGUUCCGGUCACUUUGUUCAAGGCAUCAUUUCAGCCAUCUCGCGGUUUUCGGCAAUUCGCUGGACCUCUUAUUUUAUCGUUCGCGUGUGAGUGAUUGGUGGAUGUGGUGCGUCUGGUGACGCACCGAGGAGCCCUCUGCCCUCAUGUCGGUCGAGACGAAGACACGCCAGACGCACCGUCGGCGGCUGAAGAGAAACCAGCGCCUUGCAACCCUCCGCCCGGCUCCCUUGUCGAUACCCUUGUCAAUUCCCAUGGUGCCGCACCUUAGCUCAGUCGUGCGAGUGAUGGACCCCUUCGACGGCCCCCUCAUUGUGCUCUUCAACGCCCACCAGGCGCCCGCACGCACAGUCGCUUUGGCCCUCUUGCUGACGAAGGGCGGAAAGGUCUUCUGUGUGGUGCCGUCAAUGCAGCUUUCCGGCCUUCAUGAGACGAUGGCUGCCAUCGACGCCAACGGCGGACGCGCAGCUGCCCACGAAGCUGACGUGUCGAGACGAUCGGCGGUGCUGUGUGGGAUGGACGAGGCGAGAAGGUGGGGCGGCAGACAGGUGGAUUAUGUUGUGGUGGCAGACAGAGGCGACCGUGCUCGCGAGGAGGUGGACGACGACGUGAUGGCUUUGGAUGUGGCUGAGAUGGAGAGGGAGAUGGAUUGGGGGCUGCUGCCGCAUGUGUGGGCCACACAGGCGGCGGCCAGGGAAUGUGUGCACGCGCCGAGGCAAACGGUGAGGACCAGAAAGAAAGAAAAGACACGCACGGAUCACUCAUGGACGGAAUGAAAUGAAUCCAAUGUGCGUCUGUGUAUCUUUGUCUGUCUGCCUGGUGCAGCCACUGUUCUUCUUUCACGCCAUGACGGCCCCAGGCCUAGGCCGCAUCGGCCCCCUUGUGGACAGCACCCACAGCGCCAUUCACGAGCUCACUCAAGCGAGGAGGACGUACAACCACCUGCCAGUGUCCCCCGGCCGCCCCCUGUUCGCCUUCUCCCUCACCCUCCCCGCCCCCGAGCCCCCGCCACACUCGCUCACCCCUCUUCUGGAUGCACUCAUGAGCACAUCCACACCGCCGCCAUUCCCUCCCGGCAGCAACCUGGAGGUCGAUCCGUCUGGGAGGCCGAACGAGCUGCCCAGAUUCCGGGAAGUCACUAGUGGAGCUAUGCACCCCAGGAGUCCGCCCCGAGAAAGGGUCGUCCAGUCGCGAACAAUGGCGUCGCUUCCAUCGUUGCCUGGGCUGGUGUGUGUGGUCAGCGACGCCAGCAGCGAUGUCGGGCAGGCGAUCGCUGUCGCUCUGGCGAAGAAGCGGGUGCAGGUACGGUGCUGACAAACACAUGAGACGCUUGCAAGCAUCCUGUGUCGUUUGUUGUGUGUGCAGAUGGUGGUGUGUGGCGGCCGCGAGAGUGCUGAGAUUGUGCGGGGCAUCGAGGAUGAGGGCGGCUCGGCGGCACCAUACGAGGGCACAAUUGACGGCGCUUUCACAUUCGCUGGUCGGUCAAACAAAUCACAAAGACACGCCCUAUCGUAAACACGAACUAUGUAUGUAUCGUUGAUCUCUCUUCAUCAGAGACGCACUACGGCCACUGUGUUGACGUCUACAUCAACACCAAUGGCGGUAGACGGGAUCAACGAGCCGACGGGCUGGACGACGCGCGAGAGGUGUGGCGCGCCGAGGUCAUCGGGGCGGUGAGGGGAUGUCAGAUGGCCAUACGGCACUUCCAGGCAGCGAAACCGCCAAAGGUGAGUGACCAGGGAGAAACGAGAUGAGCAAACACAAUGCAUAUUGGUGGUUGGAUUGAUGGAUGGAUGGAUGUGCGCAGACGAGUGCCUGCUGGGUGCUGAAUUUGACGUCGCGGCGAUGUGUCGCCUCCCACCUCACGACCGCGGCGCUGCACACACUCACCAGGUGGCUGGCGCACUCGACCGGCGCGUGUGCGGUGAGGCGGCAUCACCCCCUGCUUGAUGUACGCGUGGUGGCCAUCGACACGUCCGGUGCUCAUCCGAAGGUGCGACAAGGAACGAUCAGAGAUACACUAGCGCAAGCGUUGAUGAGCGAACAUGUGUGACUUUUGUCUUUUCUGUCUGUCAGGGUGUUGGGGAUUUUGUGGUGUCGCUGCUGAGUGGGCAGGGGUCCGCAUGGGAGAGCGGCUCGGUGAUCAGACUCGACUGCAACGGCAGUCCGCAGAAUGUGGCCCCUGACUGACUGAUGGAUACCUGGAUGGAUGGAUGGAUGGAUGGAUGGAUGGGGAAGGUGUGCCUACAUAACCUAACGGUACGGUCGGUUGUGUAUUUUUCUCCCUCUGUCUGCCUGCCUGCCUGCCUAUCUGCUGUCGACUGAUGACGGCAGCUCUCGUGUGGGCCUGUGUGCCAGGGGAGAGGGGGAUCCGUUGAUGCAUGAGUUUAUAUGGGGGGCCCUCGUCUCGUCUCGCUGUCCGAAAGGAAGUGGAGGGGAGGGAGGUGGGACCACACUCAUUCGGUGAGUGAGUGCAUACGUGGGAUGGAUGAAUGUCUAUGCAAUGCAUACGGCCGGGCGGGGAACAGACAGGGGUAAUGCACUGCGCAUGUUUUCAUGCCUUCAUUCCAUUGCAUUCCAUACCGCUCUUUUUUCGUCGAUCUGAUCGACGGAGACGUUUUUCUGCUGCUUGAACUUCCUUGCUUCAUACCGGGGGAUGAGCAUACAAACAUAUCACGUGUGUGCGUGUGCGUGUGCGUGUGGGUGUUGGUGUGGGUAUGGCUGCAUGUGUGCGUGUGCGCUGCGGUAGGGUGGCAUCUGACCAGACGCCAGCCUACCGCAGUGUGGGCGAGAGAGAGGAGACAGGGUGAGAGGGGGGCGGGGGGGAGAAAAAUGGCUAUUUGUCUCACUCAGUCACUCACUCACUCGUGAUUCCGGGGCAAAACUGUUUUCAUGACAUUUGCGUGCGUAUGGGUUGGGUGGUACACAUGUCUGCCUGCCUGCCUGCCAGCAUCCUAACCACAAGAACGACUUUGCCCGUCUGCGUGUCUCUCCGUGCGUGAUUGUCUGUGAUUGCCUAUGGGGGGAUGCGAUACAUGCGGUGUGCAGGACCAUCCUGACUUCAUAUAUGCCUUUACUUACAUGGCACUUUGGACUCGCAGUGCGUCGAUGGAUGUGUGAGAGGAAGUGCAUUAUGAGGGGACACAUGCGUUAAAACGUUAGUCGUUCAUAUGCCUUCUGUCUGUCUGUCUGUCUGUCUGUCUCUUGAUCGAUCGAUAUGGGUCGCGAGGGAGGGGGGAGGGAGGGAGGGAGGGAGGGCGGGUGGGCAGGACCGAACGACUGUCCGAGUAUGGGUGUGUCCGACUGUAUGCAGUGAAUGACCCACUUGAACAGAAAUGAAUGGACCGUCAUUGAGCUAUCCAACCAAAGUCAAU